Molecule: messenger RNA, 549 nt
Organism: Trifolium pratense (red clover)
Lineage: Eukaryota; Viridiplantae; Streptophyta; Magnoliopsida; Fabales; Fabaceae
Product: zinc finger protein 593
Exons: 4
Coding region: 68-427 (119 amino acids)
Molecular function (GO): nucleic acid binding; zinc ion binding
Source: RefSeq, a predicted model, not a curated record
AAACCCUAAUCAGUGGCCGCAGAAGAGUAAGAAGAAGCAGAACUCAAAAAAUCAGAAGCUAGAAAAAAUGGGAGGCAAAUGUCCACACAGAAAGGUGAAGAAGAGAAGAUUAUCUAACAAACAAGAUCGCCGUUCUAGAUUCCUCAUCAAAGGUGAUGAUAUGGUUUAUGAUCAAGUAAAUAAGCCUGAAGAAGAGAGAAAACCUUUACCUGUUGAUGAAGAUUUGCCUGGAAUGGGACAGCACUAUUGUCUUCACUGCGACCGAUUCUUUGCCAGUGUAGCUGUUAGGGACGAGCAUUUUAAGACAAAAAAACACAGGAGACGUGUGAAACUAAUGAUGGGUGAUGCACCACACACUCAACUGGAUGCUGAAUUAGCUGCAGGGAUGGGAAUGCCAGAUAAUGGACCAAAGUUAAUGUCUAUGUAACUUUCGCUUUUGUGGUCGUUGGAAGAUUAUAUUAUAGUAGAAACUGGUGUUAUAUUAUGCUUGUUUAUGAGAUGAACAAUAUUUUGUUACUAUAUCGAUCUAAUCUAUAUUUUUUUCCUUAA